GUAUUUUUGGGCCAAGGACAUAUAAGUCACCGAUGGGCUUACUAAUAUUUGGCCCAAGCAUCGCCGUUUUGUUAGUUGAGAAACAGAAGUUGAUCGGCAUUCGCGGGAAACGAAAAUUCAUCUCCGAGAUUCCCUUCCUUUCAUCUCAGCUCGAUUUCUAGGGUUCCGAACACCCAAUUUCCGGCGAAGUUUGAUCAGAGUGGCGGUUGAAUCUCGUUUUUUUGAACAAUUUGUCCAUUGCAAAUCCAACAAGUUGCUCAGAGUAUAAUCUGUGCUUUCGUGAUCCAAGCAAGUGCGCUAUCAGGUUCGUAUCGUUAUCUUUUUCUGUCGGGAGUCCUUCAUUUGAUGGAUGAGAUCCCUACCAAUGGCUUCCAUUUUCAGCUAAGCUUCAGUGAUCAGAAUGCUCAGAUAACGGAGUAAUCACUUAUGUGAAUGCUUCACUGCUGUUCUGGAAUUGAAGUACGUGAGCUUAGGGGUUCCUUCGCUGGUUUCAGGGUAGGCGAGACCGAUUGAAAGCGAACAAAGGAAGGAGGGAACCGUGUAAUGGAGUCCCAGACCCAGAAUACCUCAUUGCACCGUCUUCAGCAUGUGGAAAAGACCGUUGUCAAGGUUUUGGAGCUCGCCGGAGGAGUUAUGGAUGAACUGGCGAAUCCCAUGGGGCCCAGAAAGGAAUUCAUCAAUAACCAUUGCCGUGAGUUCAUGCAAAUGAUCAAGGACAUCCAGUUCACUUUGCGGAAUGAAAUCAAAAGUACGUGCGAGUACCGUCCUUUUGAGAAGUGUGACUACAGCUCGAGGAUAUCGAAUGAAAUCUGCUUCGACAAGUUGGAGUACCUCUCUUCCCUUUUGGAUGGCUUGGAAGAAUCUAUUGACCGAUAUCAUGCUGCCGAUGAUGCAGCUGCAACCGCUGUUCCCUCUGAUUGAUUGAUGACGGUUACACAUCAUGUCAUCCGUUUGUGAGUUUCUGUUGCAGUCACUUGGAGCAUCGAGCACAUUGCAAAGUCAAAACUUCAGCAUACACUUGAGCCAAGCACGUCGACAAGCCAGAUCUUCUUUUGCUGAAUAGGGCAGGGAUUGAUUACAAAUUUUUUCUAGUUAAAUGUCAGUAGUAGCUCCGUCUCAUGCUUGCUGUUUGAACCCUCAAUUCAGUUUGUAUUAGUCGAUCUUGUUCUCCACAGAAUUGAAAUGAGCUAUUGUUUAUGAGAGAUCACAUUUCCAUUCAUUUCACGUGGUGUUGAUUAUCUUUCUCCCUCAAAAGCCUUCGGAAAAUGUUGAAAACUCGAGCAUUUCUGUACUUCCAAGAAAGUGUUGCAACCGGAUCUAUAUGGACUGGAACCAAUUUGUCUCGUCCAUUAGAGCUGUCAAAGAUAUUUUAACAUUGAUUUAAUAUGAUUUCUUAACGCUCCUCUAUGAUUGUCAUUGCCACAAUGAAGCUUGAGGUUAUCU
Messenger RNA from Linum trigynum, 1443 nucleotides. The record is from the annotation of a GenBank genome assembly. NCBI's taxonomy places the organism in Eukaryota, Viridiplantae, Streptophyta, Magnoliopsida, Malpighiales, Linaceae.